AUGUCUCACUCGCUGUACGAGCAUGCCAUUUUACCGUCCUUUCUGCGGUCUUUGCCUCAGCUCGGACGGACAUGGAGACCACUCAACUUCUCCAGCCCAACUUUUGUCCGGAUAUCUGCAAGUCGAAAAAUUGAAGAAGAGACCAUCCCGGGUUAUAGUGCUUUCCGGUAUUAUCCCACUAGAAUAGGGGAAGUCUUCAAGGAGCGGUAUCAAGUCGUAGGUAAAUUAGGAUUUGGAGCUAGCUCAACUGUCUGGCUAGCGCGAGACAUGAACUGCUGUCGCUAUGUUACCCUCAAAAUCUACAUCAACUCUGCAUCCAUGGGACAGCAGUUGGAUGAUGAGCUCACGAUAUACAAACGGAUGGAGCGAGGCUCAAAAAGCCAUCUGGGCCACAAUGCUGUGAGGUCAUUACUUGACUCGUUCGAUGUUGAUGGACCUGAAGACAAACAUCGAUGCCUCGUGCAUCCGCUGCUGUGGGAAAGUGUUUUGAUUUUUCUCCACUGCAACCCGAUACAGAGGCUGCCUGCACCAGUCCUGGCAUUUGUGCUCCAGUGUCUUUUUUUGGCCUUGGACUAUUUGCAUACAGAAUGCCAGAUCAUACAUACUGAUAUCAAGGCUGAUAACAUCAUGUUCGGCAUCACUGAUGAUUUGGAGCUAGACGGAGGAACUAUCUACGUGUCCCGAGAACUUAAAAUGCCCAAGGAAUGGGGCGCCCCCGUCCUAUGUGACUUUGGCUCUGCCAUGGUCGGUGACACAGAGCACCUGGAGGAUAUUCAACCCAACAUCUAUCGAGCACCGGAGGUGAUUCUGGAAGCCCCAUGGACAUACAGCGUCGAUAUAUGGAACGUGGGAUGUAUGGUUUGGGAUCUUUUUGAGGGCGAGUCCUUGUUCACCGGUCAAGAUCCAGAAUUCCAGACAUACCGAAGUCGAGCCCACGUCGCCGAAAUAAUAAGUUUGCUUGGCCCGCCACCGCCUACGCUUCUUGCCCAAGGGAGGCAAAGCCACAAAUUCUUUUCGGAUGAGGGUGCCUUCUGCGCUAAUAUUCCAUUACCGGAACGCACUCCGCUCGAGGAUAGGGAAACUUCUCUUGAGGGACACGACAGAGUGAAAUUUUUAUCACUAAUACGGAAAAUGUUGCAAUGGGAGCCGGGCAAGCGUAGCUCUGCAAAAGAACUGGGAGAGGAAGAGUGGAUAUGUGAGCAUUUAUAAGUUUACAUUAAAGAAUCGAAUCCUAUCAGGAACACUCCAAGUUUGAUAUUGGGUCGGGUUGUAUGUUGGAUUUGGGAUAUGUUGCUUUAACUAGACUUAUCGCUACACAGCCCAGGAGAGAAGCCCUUAGAAAUCUCAGCAAAUUCUUUCAUAUACCC
Molecule: messenger RNA, 1367 nt
Organism: Xylona heveae TC161
Lineage: Eukaryota; Fungi; Ascomycota; Xylonomycetes; Xylonales; Xylonaceae
Product: kinase-like protein
Exons: 7
Coding region: 1-1209 (402 amino acids)
Biological process (GO): protein phosphorylation; regulation of mRNA processing; spliceosomal complex assembly
Molecular function (GO): protein kinase activity; ATP binding
Source: RefSeq, a predicted model, not a curated record